Blastomyces gilchristii SLH14081 is the source of this 5099-nucleotide messenger RNA. Its product is annotated as RING finger domain-containing protein. Lineage: Eukaryota; Fungi; Ascomycota; Eurotiomycetes; Onygenales; Ajellomycetaceae. Bases 148 to 1140 code for a protein of 330 amino acids. Gene Ontology annotation, molecular function: ubiquitin protein ligase activity; zinc ion binding. The record is from RefSeq and is a predicted model, not a curated record. The transcript is spliced from 7 exons.
UGAUAACUCUACUUGGAGGCGUUGUACAGCGUACUAUGCGUAGAAGGUCCAUCCUCAGGGGCUUUUUGGGAUAGCAAUUUUGUGGGAUGGCCUUCAAUACUUUUCUUUUUUGCUAAACUUUGGCUUGAGCCACCGAGACCACGAACUAUGGCGAGUGAGCAACGGAAUCUACCUCUACCAAGUACGCCCCGCAGGUCUGGAAGAAAGCGUGCGUUUGAAGAGACCCAACGCAACAAUCAUGCUGUGACUACUACUACGCCCCGUUCAGCAAAACGGAAGCAAGUUCGACAAGAAAUCGUAAGUGGCAUUGCGCCUGUUAUCGAUUUAACGGGGCAAGUCAGCUCCCCUGAAAUUCAAACUGCUCCGCGAAAGCGGAAGAAGAUAGCCGCGAAUUCUCCGUUAGUUGAGAAGGAGGAACGCAGACGACGUAUAUUCCGGACGCAUCCACCUCAGACCUACUUGCAGAAGCUAGAGAGAGCAAGGACGCAGAGGCUUUUUGUCGUUGGUCGCAAGAGGGAAGGCACAGAAGAGGUGCCGACGGAGAGGGUGCAGAUUGUGGGGACGACUGGGAAUCUGUAUGAAGUUGUGAUCGGGCUUGAGCCUUGGUGUACCUGUCCUGAUUCGCAGCAAGGAAAUCAAUGCAAGCAUAUCAUUUAUGUCCUACACAAUGUGCUUAAGGUAUCUGGACAUCUCGAGUACCAGUUGGCAUUCCUAUCAUCGGAGCUUCGUGAGAUUUUCGCGAAAGCUCCGAUAAACCCUCAAGAAAAUGCUUCAACGGAAAACGAGUCCGGGAAACGAAGAGCCGUCGAAGGUGACUGCCCAAUUUGCUUUAUGGAAUUUGAUCCCAAGUCACAGGAAAUCGUCUGGUGUAAAGCAGCUUGCGGAAACAAUAUCCAUAAAACCUGUUUCGGGCGGUGGGCGGCAACCCAGCAGAGCAACGGAGUCCGCUGCGUCAUUUGUCGUUCCGCGUGGGAAGCCGAUGUCGGGGCUCCCUUGCAAGGCCUUUUGGCCGAAGGUAGAGUCAACGACGAAGGAUAUAUAAACCUUGCUGACCACUUUGGAUUGUCGGGUGAACGAGACUAUUCAACAUAUCACCAGCCAUGGUCGCGACGGUAUUCUCGGUACUCCUAUUAUUACUAAAAGCGACAAAGCCCUACAGGAUGGAUAUAUUCUACUAAACACCUAGGGAUUAAAACAAUUCGCCCGUUGGUAAGAAAUGCCGUCGAGCAAAUACCGCAGAUGCCUUGUCUCGGGUAUAUCUUUGAACUGUUUUCGAUUUACUCUACCUUUGACUAGCGUUUACGCGCAUCAACAUUCAAUGCCCGUGCCAAAUAAGACAUAUGUCCGGCGAUGUACAGGUACUAUACAUGAUAUUUCCUAUUGUACAGGAUAUCUUACAUCCCCCUUACAUUGAUGGCAGGCUUGGUUCAAAACGAAAGGAUUUCUCGAGAACAGGGUAGAGGAAUGAAAAUGUCAAGGGAGUCACCAACCAAAGCUCACCAGCAGACCCGGGAAGCGUUCCAUGUCCAUUUUCAGUUCAGAUGGGAGCCGCGAGCGGUUGUUUCCAACCUUGAAAGUCCUCAAUAAUAACUUCUUUGGAUUCUGCUAACCCAUCGACCCAUUGAACGAUAAUACCCUACGAAUUGAUUUUGCCCUAAAUAUUUGCCCCCUUUAGCAUAAGGAAAUGUAAGGUAGUGGGAACGCGAACUCCCCAGAGUGCGCAGGGGAAUGCUCCGAAAUAUAACAGAUAUACGGGCAGCCAGACAGAUGAACGCUCGCUGAGAUAUGUACUGUUCAUUGAAUGAAACCAGCAUUUCAAAUACGAUCACGAGAUUCCACAGGCCUCGCCUUGAAAUUAUCUACCAUUUAGAAGUCCGUACCCAUAUACAGAUACAGAGCUUGGAGUAAGGAGCAGAACACACUCAAAUCCGAAAGUCAAUCAGGGUGGGCGAACGAAAGGCAUCGGUUUCAAUCUCCCUGAUGAAUCCUUCCCACGUAGAUUCUCGUCUCCAAGGGUCGACGAUAAAUAUAUAAACCAGCCCUCAAAUCGCCAGAACACGAGAAACCCACCCCACACGCCCCAAACACCGAGAAACAAAACAGUAAUGAGAACGAACAGAAUACGAGAAAAAAAGUUGAAACAUAGAAAAGAAAAACAACGCCAGUUGUAAUUACACAAGCAUAACCACCACACAAACCCCCUUCCUUCUCCUCUCCAGGACUUCCUCGCCCUCUCACACCCCAAACCCUCUCCGCCGCCUCCCCCCUUUCACAAUAGCCACACUCACCCCUUCCUCACCCGUCAUCCAGCUCGGCAUUCGCGCGGGAUCAAUCACGCCCAGCUCCGCCAACUCUCGGAGGCCCGCAAUGACAUUUGAGCCGGAGAAGGUUAGAGUGAGUGUUGAUGGUCUGGUUUGGUAGUUAUCAUCUUCAUUGUCAACGGCAACGUUAUCGUCGUCGUCGUCGUUAUCGCCGUGGUCAUCCUCACCUCCGUCGCCCCUAUGGCGAGGGAUAGGAGGGUCUUGGAGAUGGAUUUCUAGGCGGUCGAGGGCGGGGACGGACUGAUGAUGUGGUGGUGGUGGUGGCGGCGCGUUAUCAUACUUUGGCUGUUUGGUGAAUAAACUCGCGGAAGAGGUGGAGACUCCCGGGGGAAUCCUUUGGCCACCAGCAGUUCCAAACCGAGAACCCACUGCCAAUUUUCUUUUCUUGGCUAGCUGCAGGGUUUCCACGUUCGUUAUUACUCCUCCUGAUUGCUGGAAUGGCAUCUUUGUCUUUCCCAUGGUAGUAGGAAGGGUGCUGGCAGCCGAUUUGCCGUGCUGCUGUGGCAGUGGUUCAUUCUCCUUCCCGCCUUCAGUGUAUCCAAAUUUAUGUUCAGUAUGAGUGUUGUAGUUUUCUGGCGCAACAGAUUGCGGUAGGCGUGGAUCAAGGGGACAGCCCUCAACCACCGCGUCGGCAAACACCGUGAAUGCGCCAUUGGCGGAAUUUGUUCUGCCGGGUCCGCGCAAGGCAAGGAGAGUUUGGAGGCUCUUAGCGGUUAGGGAGGUGGGUUUUAGGGUAUAUCGUUCUUGGGGUCGGGAGAGUGCUUUUGGUAUUGCAUGGUUGACCAGUCUGCGCAAGGUACGCGCGUCUGUUGUAAGCGCAUUGCUUGAAGCUGCAGCAGUGGCUUUUGCGCCUGAAGGUGAUGGAGAAGAAAGCUGGGAGGAAUAUAUAUAUGGAGUACUAUCGGGGAAGGCAAGGUAUAUUAUUCUCGAUGAGUCGGUGAAGAUGUAUGGGGAUUGCCGCGGCUGCUGGUAUGGAGAGUCGACAACGAAAAUGCGAACGAAGGUCAACGGAAGCGUUUUUGAGCGGUAUGUAUGGUAAUGAGCCUUCACUAGCGCAGAUAUCUCGUGCUGUAUGGAUUGAAGGAAAGUUGAAGAGUGGAAUCGGGGGAAGGUGGUGGAGAUAUCUCCUCCUGACUGGGGCUGGGCGGAAUCAGCCUCUAUGGGUACCAAUUGCAGAGCCGUCCAUCGUUGUCCGACUGGAUGAUCCUCGAUAUAACGCAUGUCCACCAUUGCAAGCUGGCGUAGCGAUAUCCCAUGUCUCCAGUCUCCCUCGAGGAUACGGUCAAUCACCUCCCUCUUGCCGCCCUUUCGGUCCCGUAGUUCCUCAUAUAUGGCCCUCAACUCCUCCACAGAUGCGGCAGGUGGGUAGGCAUUUAAACCCUCCUCAUCCUCCUCUUCGAAAUUGGCCACGCUACCGGGGCCAAGGUACGGCGGAAAGACCUUGACAUGCUUGUCAUCGAGCCAUUGGAGUACCAGGUCAAGAAGGGAGGAUCGGGAUAGCUUUCCGAAGGCUUUUACGAGUGAAAAGGUUGUGGGGGGAAUGCGGAGAGAGUCUGGGAGACUUGCAGCAGUUGGGGAGCGGACGGCUACGCGACGAGCCAUUUGACGCAGCCCUUAGCUAUAUAGCCAUUGGAACUCAAGAACUGGGUGUAUUGAGAGGCCGAUAGUCGUUCAGCGAUGGUAUGGGGUGGUUAACUAUUUAUCGCAAUUACAUCCAAUAUUUAAAAUCCAUCGCGCUUGCGGAAGGUUGGUUUGUUUUGUUUUCUGCCAAACAAUCAGUCAGAUAAGAUCACGUGGUGAUACCGUUCUUGUCCAGCCCAGCCUUCCCUUCCACUUCAUAGGCAUCCAUUAUUAAUCCUGACCAGGAGCUCCGGGAGGGUUGUUUGCGGCCUCUCCCUAUCUGUUUUUAAUCUCAAAAUGACAUAGUAAGGACCGGAGGCCACUCAAGGAUUGACAAUCAUGGCUCUAAAGAUGUAUGUACUCCGUACAUGUACAUGUAAUCAUCCUUCUUCCCUCAUCCUUCUUCCAGAGAGUCUGCUCGCCUGGGCAACACGAUUAUUAAUAAUGCCUCCUCUCCUGGCAGUCGUCAUGGCAUUCUGUUGCCAACUCAAUGUCACACCAGCUAAAGGUUCCCAUCGCGAUUAACGGCCCACUUCCCCUCAACGGAUGAAUAAUGAUGUACACGAGGUUGCUGCUAUCCUUGAACGGAGGAACCUGACCAGCACACCGAGGAAAGCCUCGGCUGGACUAGACUUGGGUUGGCGAGGACUCCGUCAAGCGCACAGCAAGAAUCGGCGGAGGGGACUGCGGGAUGGCCCAUGCCAUGGCGCAAGGGUCACCUUCCCAGUCCUUAUCAGUUACUAAAAUGUAACAGCAACGAUGCUUGCUGCUUCCUUGCUGCUUCUCCCCGCCUUGGCGCAACCAGUAGUGCCAGCAGCCUAGUCAAUUUAACCUCAUGAGCCAGAGUUAUUAUUAACUAUUAUUUUACAUCGAAAGAAACUCUCAUUCCCGAUGUUGCCGCAGAAAAUUUCAUCAAACCCUUCGCAUCCGGUAACAACCAGGAGUAGAAAAUUUUUAGACUCCGAUUUUUGCCGGCAAAGUUUUGCCAGUGGCAAAACCUCCUAAAUUUCAACUUGAAUAUUCAACUUGAAUACCUAGCGAUGAAGUAAUUUUUUGAUGAAGCAGGAAAGCAUUCAUGGACAUCCAGGCAUAUGGCGUUUAAGCAAUCUUUAAAAUUUAAUAAUCAACAAUAAAAUCAAUAAAUUAACAGCCUGGUAA